AUGACAACAACCACAACACAGCACAACAGUACAAAACAAGGCAGGGAAAUGAGCGCACACACAGCACAACAAUUAUUUAGAAAUGAGAACAAUGGAAGAAAACAAGAAGAAGAAGAGGAAGAAGCAUUGUCUUCGAAGACUUAUUCCCAAGUUGUAUUGGAUAAAACGGUCGACAAUUUGCCUGGAAAUAAACCACAAACGCCGGUAACCUCAACCACAACAACAGCAUCAAUCAACAACAACAACAAAGCCAAAGAGCAUUUGGUGGCCAAUGAAGAAUACCACGAAGAAUUGGUGGUGCAUCCGCUGGCGAAUGGUUUUGUUAAUACCUAUUUUCAAUUUACCACAAGAUGGAGAUAUGGAAAUAAAGAAAAUUUGCACAACACCCGUUUGAUACCCCGCCCAAUUGCUGAAAUUCUACUUUAUUCCGAUGUUAAGGAAUUUCACAUCACCCUAACCCAAGGUAUGUGGCGCUAUGAAUCCUGGGGUUAUCCCGUACAGGAUGCCGCACCCGGUGCCGAAGCUUGGUCAUGGUUUGCCGGGGAAAAUCUCACUGAGACCAAAGUCGAUGAACAAUGGAAACGUGUGACAAGCACAUUUUCCGGCAUAAUUUGUGCCUCAUUGAAUUUCAUGGAUAAAACCAAUACCAUUACACCUCAGUAUGGUUUUAGACCACAAUUUGUGAGUGCUGCACCAUCACAGAAAACCCAAAACACCCAGCAUGUACGCUAUUCAAGUUUGCCACGGGAAAUUGUCUGCACCGAGAAUUUAACACCAUGGAAAAAGUUACUACCCUGCAACAGCCGUCAUGGAUUUGCUUCGUUACUGAAUUCUGGACAUGUUCACAAUACCAAUUAUCAUUCAUUAGGUAUUAAGUUCCGCACAUUGUGUAACGGCCAACAGGAGUGUAUAUUGGAAUUUACCGAGUCCGCCAAUAUGGUAUAUGAUCCAAAGCUGUUGGGGUCCAAUAAUAAUUUGGAUUUCUCAUUGCGUCGCAUGUUUGGACAGGGCCUCAAUGGCCACUGUGCCCUGGCUGAGAGUAGCAAAGUAUACGUAAAUCUGGAAUUGCCAUUACCCUAUGAAAUGACACCGCUACCCCAUUACAAUAUAACCUCGACACGGGGUGGGCAAACCUCGCGCUAUGGUGUUUAUGAUAUACAAAAAUUAAAGGACAACAAAUUAUUCAACAUUGCUUGGAUAUUAAGAAAACCACCGAGUCAGGUGUUGACCCCGGCACCACCACCCCUCUUGGCCCAUCGCAACAUUGUGGGUUAUGGCCAGGAAAAGGGUAAAAUUAUAACACAAAUAACCAACAACUAUUACAGUGAUUUGCCCAUAGUGCUGCAAGAGAAUAUCCCUUGGUAUAUGCCGGUCUACAUACACACCUUGCAGAUUAAAAAUCACAAAACCGGAGAGGUCAUACCAGCGAAGACCCUGCAAUAUCGUCCAGGGGUACAACGUACCCGGCCCUACUAUUUGGAAUUGGCAUUUAAAAUACCCAGUAAAUCGUCCGUGGAAAUAUCUUUAGAUUUCGAUUAUAUUUUUCUCAAAUGGUUGGAAUAUCCCCCCGAUGCAAAUCAUGGUCAUUAUGUCGGGUCGAGUGUAAUAACCACAACACUGCCAAUGGCACGCAAUUACACAUCCAUACCAUUAAGUGGAUAUCGUUUUUGCGAUUCCUUUAAUGCCACCCGAAAUUCAUAUAUUCUGACAUUGCGUACCGAAUCAUUGAUAUUGUCCCUGCCCACACCCGAUUUUAGUAUGCCCUAUAAUGUCAUUUGUUUGGCUUGUACCGUGGUUGCCCUGGCCUUUGGCCCCAUCCACAGUGUGGCCACUAAGAAGAUAGUUGUUGAACAACAAGAUGCCGAGGAGCCACGCUCCUUCAUGGGUAAAAUAAUGAAAAAACUUAAAAAGAAAAAUAAGAAUCCAUCGACAGCUAAAGAGGCAGAUGAUACAGCAGCUGUUGCUGCAACAGUUGCUAGUGACAGUAAUAGUGAAAAGGUGAAAUAG
Musca vetustissima is the source of this 2007-nucleotide messenger RNA. It is a transcript of the gene PIG-T, whose product is annotated as GPI transamidase component PIG-T. The transcript is spliced from 3 exons. NCBI's taxonomy places the organism in Eukaryota, Metazoa, Arthropoda, Insecta, Diptera, Muscidae. The coding region runs from base 1 to 2007 and encodes 668 amino acids. The record is from RefSeq and is a predicted model, not a curated record. Gene Ontology annotation, biological process: attachment of GPI anchor to protein. Gene Ontology annotation, cellular component: GPI-anchor transamidase complex.